Molecule: messenger RNA, 1680 nt
Organism: Penicillium chermesinum
Lineage: Eukaryota; Fungi; Ascomycota; Eurotiomycetes; Eurotiales; Aspergillaceae
Product: phosphatidylinositol-3-phosphate-binding protein BEM1
Exons: 4
Coding region: 1-1680 (559 amino acids)
Biological process (GO): conjugation with cellular fusion
Cellular component (GO): mating projection tip
Molecular function (GO): phosphatidylinositol binding; protein binding
Source: RefSeq, a predicted model, not a curated record
AUGAAGGCUAUUAGGCGGUCCUUGAGGGGAGGCGAGAAGUUCCCCAAAGAGCCCAAACUUCAUCCUCACCACAUUUCCAUCACACCCAAGUCGGCGCUGGCGAUCCUGCCCCCCAAGAAGGUAAUCAAAGCUCUCUACGACUAUCACCCGGAACCUGGUACCACCCAGGAGUUGGCUUUCAGCAAGGGGGACUUCUUUCACGUUAUCAGCAGGGAGGACGACUCUGACUGGUACGAAGCCUGUAAUCCGCUCAUCCCUUCCGCUCGAGGGCUCGUGCCCGUCUCCUUUUUCGAAGUGAUUGGCAAGUCUGAACGGAACAGUGGGGGUUCGGACGAUCAGGUUAAAAAGGUACAACACGACUCGGGCUUUGCCGACCGCAGUUCCGCCUCCGACUCUGCUCCCAUCAAAAGCGGCUCUACUUUUAGAAUGUCGACUCUCAAGGGCCAGGGCGCCAUGGUCUACGGUAUCGUCCAGUACGAUUUCCAGGCGGAGCGUCCCGAUGAGCUGGAUGCCCGCGCUGGCGAGGCCAUCAUCGUCAUCGCCCAGUCCAACCCAGAAUGGUUCGUCGCAAAGCCUAUCGGCCGCCUGGGAGGGCCCGGUCUGAUUCCCGUCUCGUUUAUCGAGUUGCGCGACAUGCAAACCGGUCAGGCUGUUACCGACCCGCUCGAGGCUGUGCGACGUGCCGGUGUUCCCAAGGUGGAGGAAUGGAAGAAGAUGACCGCCGAAUAUAAGAACAGUAGCAUCACCCUCGGCAAGAUCGACAGCCAUUCCACCGGAGGUAAUGGAAUGGUUGCGAUCACUGGGGGCAAGGCGAGCCUCAUCCACCAGCACUCACACUCUCCUUCGCAAGGCUUCAAUCAGCCCCUCGCUCCGGUCGCCGCCUCGAUUCCCCGCUAUUGCUUCGACAACGACAAAUACUGGUACAUUAUCGAGGCGAAGAUGGAGGACGGCCGCUGCUGGGAAUUAUCACGAUACUACCACGACUUCUACGACUUCCAGAUUGCGCUCCUCACCCAAUUUGAGGAUGAGGCGGGCAAUCGAGGCCGCCCCCGAACUCUCCCCUUCAUGCCCGGCCCAGUUACUCACGUCACCGAUGCGAUUUCGAACGGCCGUCGUCAAAAUCUCGAUGAGUACAUUAAGAAGCUCCUCUCGAUGCCCCCGCACAUUUCUCGGUGCCAGCUUGUCCGCCAGUUGUUCGAGCCCCGCGAAGGCGACUUCGAAAUCGACCCCAAUGCUUUCGGCGAGGAGGCACGAUAUUCGAGCCAAUCUCACCAUUCAUCAGCCGGUGAAGGUGCGCAGACGAUCUCUCGCCAGUCAUCACAAGCUCCCAUGAACGCACCUCCGGAGCGUGCUUCAGCUCGUACCCCUGGUCCUUAUGGAGCCCCACCUCCUAUGAACCGUCAAGCCAGCUCUCUCACCCAGAGCUCCCAGAGCUCUAAUCAGGCCAUGAAGGUCAAGGUCUUCUUCAAGGAUGACCUCAUUGCUGUGCGCAUUCCUUCUGGCGUCAGCUUGCAACACCUCAAGGACAAAUUGUCUGGUCGUCUCAAGAUCGAUCAGGAUAUCAUUAUCCAGUACAAGGAUGAUUCGUCCGGUCUUUACAUUGAUCUGAACACCGACCAAGAUCUCGAAAACGCCAUGCGAAGCGUGGUCAAGCUGACCCUCUUCGUCAGCCUUGCAUGA